Messenger RNA from Leishmania braziliensis MHOM/BR/75/M2904, 702 nucleotides. RefSeq lists its product as hypothetical. Bases 1 to 702 code for a protein of 233 amino acids. The record is from RefSeq and is a predicted model, not a curated record. NCBI's taxonomy places the organism in Eukaryota, Euglenozoa, Kinetoplastea, Trypanosomatida, Trypanosomatidae. Gene Ontology annotation, biological process: cellular response to oxidative stress. The transcript has a single exon.
AUGCACUGCUUUUCGAAGAGUUCCGUGGCCCCAAAGGAGGAUUCCCACGAUAAUGCCGGUGGUGGGGCCAGCGGCUCAGGUCCCAUCAAGCCUUCGGCGCAGUACAUCGAUGCCCUCUCCAAGCGCCGCUCCAUCUAUAGCCUGGACAGCACUCUUCCGCAAAGUGACAAAGAGGUCAUCAAGACUAUCGAGGAUACCAUUCGUCAGUGUCCCUCCUCCUUCAAUGUAAAGAGUUCUCGUGCUGUCAUCCUCUUCGGCGCGGACCACCAGAAGGUCUGGACAAUCGUGAAGGCGGCGCUCAAGAAGGUGACAACCGAGGAGCAGUACACAGAGAGUGAGAUGAAGGUGAACAACUGCUUCGCCGCAGGAGCCGGGACUAUUCUCUUCUACGAGGAUAGCGCAGCCAUCAAGAUACAGCAGCAAACAUAUCCGCGGUACGCUGCAAGCAUGCUGACCUUCUCGCAGCAUGCAUCCGCAAUGGCCCAGUUCGCGGUGUGGUCCGCCCUCGCGCAGGAUGGAAUUGGUGCGUCGCUGCAGCAUUACAACGAGCUGAUUGAGGCAGAGCUCCGCACCGCGUUUGACAUCCCGGAGGACUGGCAACUUAUUGCGCAGAUGCCCUUUGGCUCUAUCAAGAAGCCAGCAGACGCGAAGCCGUCCAACCCCGAUGAGAACUGCGUUGUUGUGCGCGGCGCAUCGGUGUAG